This is a messenger RNA of Schistosoma haematobium, 4513 nucleotides long. RefSeq lists its product as uncharacterized. The transcript has a single exon. The record is from RefSeq and is a predicted model, not a curated record. Bases 3698 to 4057 code for a protein of 119 amino acids. Lineage: Eukaryota; Metazoa; Platyhelminthes; Trematoda; Strigeidida; Schistosomatidae.
CCUUAAUUGACUUCACUUGACACCUGGAAUAUCUUUUUAAGGCAUUGUGUAACUCUUAUCUAGUGUUGUUUCAGUUGUCUUGAAUUCCUGUUUUGGUCUUCGUUAUCAAGUAAUAAUAACAUAUAAUGGCCCCCUAAAAUCACCAAAGCGAAUGGUGUUUUUGAGAGCUACUUUCUUUUUCCACCCCUUUUUCGUAUAUCAGCUUAUCGAACUUGGAGCGCUUUUGAUGGAGCCAAUCUUCCCAGGGAGAUGCUGAUCUGCCUGAAGAAUGUGAGUGGCAAGUAUGUCUGAAGAAAUGGUUCCAGCAAUCUUUUAAGUGAAAUCCUCAGUGUUUGGUACAUGUUUCUUCCCUUCGUACUAAUUUAGUACUAAAGCAUAUGUAGUUUUUUUGUGAAUAAUGUUUUGAGGUACCAUUUAGCUACAGAUGUCUUUUAAUUUCCAUAAGCAUAUAUGGAAAGAGAUUACUAAAAUAUUGUUUCACAUGUGUAAAUUGCCAAACGUACAUUUAUUUAGUCAACUGAGAUAUAGUCUGGUGUUACAUUAGGUUGCAAUGCAUUUGGUAAACACUUGACCCUCAUAGCCUUGUGGCAAUGUUUGCCGUUGAAGUGAGUGCCUAGCAGUCAUAUCACGUGACCAGCUAGCAAGUUUGUUUUGGAGUGGCUACCUGAAAUACACUAAGGAUUUGCACUUAACGUUAUACUACUUUGUUCUUGAUGUGAUGCUCUAGAUAAUACUUUUACCCACCAAAUUCAUAACGAUUCAUUUCCUGUCCAUAAAUAAUUCAAGCCGUUCCAAAUACUCUGAGAAUAUGGUUUGGUGUAUAUGGACACUAGAAAAUCGCUUUUUCUCUAGAUAUCUCGCGAGUCUAUGGGCUUUAGACAUUUUUUUCACAGUACAGGUAUUUCCGGUCCUAAGUUGUUUCUUUCUGCAUGGUUCUAUUUAUAUAGAAACGUUUUCAUUAUGAGGUAUAACUUUACCAAAUAUCACCCGUUAAUGAGAAGCUUUUGUUACCUCACUGAUCUGACGUGUCAUUGGGUGGUUGCAUAUUGUAUGAUCGUUUACUUACAUACCCAACGCUUUACACUGAUAUUUGAUAGGUCAUAUUCAAUCUGAUUGACUGUCUUUGAAAUUUAACUUCUUAGUCCUCUAGUUAUUCGUUGCAUGUAAAUAGUAGAAUUUUGAGUUCGUUUCAAACGAAUAUUGUAUUAAAAUCGCUCAAUUUCCCCCCCGAAACUAGUAAAAAUUCAUGGAAGUUGGUUACGGACUUAGUGGCAAACGCAGCAUAAAAAUAUAUGUAAUGUGUGACUUUUUUCAGCCACUGUCGCUUUUUAAAUUUAUUUCUGAUUAAUGAUUCGCACUGCUGAGGAGUCCCAUACUAGGACGAAACGGCCGUCCAGUGCUUCCAGGUUUUCCAUGGCGGUCUAGCUUCAACUGACUCAUGAUUACAAUCUGUGAGAUUCUCUAAACAUUGUUGCAUGAUGUUCCUCCCUUUACUUGUUGUUUACCAUCUAUCAUUAAUGUGUAAAUAAAUAUUUGUUUCUUUCUUGUAUUCCAGGACAGCGUGACUUGGGUUUGCGAAGGUCCUGGUGUGUAAGUAACUGUUAGUUAACCGGUUGAUAUAUUUCCUAACACUGUCUGCGAAAUCUAUUCACUAUAAUUUUGUUUUUAUCCGGCUUCAAACUAAGAUAACACGCUAGAACUGGUUUUAACUCUCGACAUUUAUUUAGCGGUUUUUUUCCUGUUUACAUGUUAAAUCUUCUUUGACGGGCAAUGACAAAUAAAGCUGAUGAUGGAGAGUUUGGACAUGUCUUGCAAUACUGGUCUAUCAAAAAUAUCAUUAUUAUUUUAUACAUUCAGAAGACUGCGAUUUAAAAUUUAUGAAUUACACAUGUUUAUUUGUGGAAAAUAAUACGACCAUAUAAAGAGAUAUAAAUUACUGCACUAUCUUGAAUUUGAUGAUAGAAAAGCUGCAGAGUUUUUAUUCUAACCAUGUUUGAUGAAAGAAAAUUAAUGAGUUUUGCGGAGCUUCAAUAACGGCACACUGUACUUAUGCACAGCAUUCAAUUUUUGACUACGUUUAUCUUAUAAAAGUAUCUCAAAUAGCAUCAUACGUACUCAUGCAACCCAAUGUUGUCAGGUUUUUGACUCACAUUAUUUUCAGCAUAAAAGUUGAAAUAAAUGCACUCCACUAAAUGUACUUCUACAGUAAGGCUUGGUCCAAUACUCGUGUAUAAUAAGAUUGGGCAUAGGGUCAACAAAAUUAUCUUUGAGAAGAAAGUUGUUUAUAAUUCUUAAACAAAAACAAACCGACUAACCCAUAUGGAAUCUCCAAUGGGAGCAAGGACAUGAUAUAAAAUGGAGAAAACCGAGAGCUUUCUAUAGCCAAGUGGCUGAUAAUCUUUCUGAAGUCAGAGUAGCAAUUAAGAUAGACACAUAGAAUUUCCCGAUAAUGUGGAUCAUCUGGAUAGCUAAGGAUAUAAUCUAUCUCAGUAAAUUUAAAAAAGCUGACUGAAACAAGUUCCAAGCCUUACAAGAUUUAUUACAAUAAGAGGAAAUCACUAUGAAAAACAAUUGGGAAGAGAAUAAAAGAGCGAUAACUUGAACAUGCCAGGUGAUAGGUCCCACGAAGCACCAUCUCAAAGAGUGGGUUUAUAUCGAUACCCGGGCAAAGAUUCAAAAUAGGAAACACAAGAAGAUAGUAGUCGAAAACAACCGAACAAAACUAAAGAAAGCCAAGACAAAAGUCGAAUAUACAGAAGCAAACAAACGAGUGGAGAUCAUCAGGGUCGACAAUCAAAAAUAUGUGGAAGACCUGGCAACUACAGCAUAACAACCCGCACAGGAAGAAAGUAUGAAAAAACUAUAGGACACAGACAAGACGCUUGCAGACAAAUAUUGUAAACCACAGUAGACGGUCGGGAAGAGACGGGGUAAAUCAAUCACCGAGGUUCAAGAGCAGACGGACAGGUGGUUCGAACACUUUGAAGAGCUCUUCAAUAUACCAGAGAUUAUGAAUCCACCAAACAUUAAAGCAACAUACAGACCUCCUUGUAUAUUUGAACGCACCAGCAACAGAAUAGUACACCAGGACCACUAGGUAAAUCAGAGAUGGUAAAUCUGCAGGACCAGACAGCAUACCAGUCACAGCACUAAAUUCAGGCAUAGUAGUAACUCUAAGAGUGUUUCACGUUGUCUGCAAAAAAGAUUUGGGAGGAAGAACGAGUACACACAGAUUGGAAACAAAGACUUCUCAAAAAGAUGUCGAGGAAAAGGAAUCAUAGUCGGUACGAGAACUACAGAUGGAUUGCCUCCGUUAAAACCGUAGAAAGACUCCAACAGUAUUGCUCAACCAAAUGAAAGACUCAGUAGACGCCCGAUUUCGAAAUAAGACACUAGUUUCGUAGUGAUCGAUCAUGUGAAGGCCAAAGUGCAACGCUACCGAUCACUGUUGAACCAUUAACUGAAACUCACCUCUAUCCAUUGACUUCCCUGAUUAUGAGAAAGCAUUUGACAGUGUGGAUAAAAAAGCCUUGUGGCAUCUCCUCAACACUAUGAAGUAUGUGAGAAGACUGUUAUGAUCAUGCAGAAUUUCUACGAAGGACUGAGUUGCAAGGCAGUGCAUGGAGAGCAGGUCUAAGAUACAUCUCACGUGAAAACUAGUGUGACAUAAGGCUGUUCGCUCUCGUAUUUUCUCCUUAUGCCAGCUGUUGACUGGGUUAUGAACUCUCCUAUAUCUCAAGAAAUACAAUGGACACACUUUGCAGAUGAAUUAACCCUGUUAUUGCAGACACAACAGCAAGUUCAGGUCAAGACAGGCAGUGCAGCAGCAGCUUUCAUAGGAAUAAACCUCAACAGUCACAAGCGGAAAAUCAAGAUCCUGAAGUGCAAUACAUUGAGUGCCAACGAAAUUACAAUUAAAUGUGCAGCUCUCGAAGAGGUGCAAUGUUUUUUACACCUGGACAGUAACAUCGAUAGGCAAGGUGGCAUUGGAAACUUCAAAAACUACUUCAACUAUCAUCAGAAAAGUAUGGGUACUUUUGGACGGCUCUGCGCUUAAUACUCCAGACCCAGCGGCCAGAGAUCAUCAACAUCUGAUAGAAGACAGACUAAAUGCUAAGUAAACAUUUUCCAGACGAACAUUUCCAAGAGUAGAUUGGGUAUACAAAUAAUUCAAACAACACAUAAUUAAAUGAGGGUUUAUUCUUUUUGGAUAGAUAUCUUUCUGUUGUUAUGGAUAAAAAAGGGUAAAAUAAUUGGUUCCUGAGCCACAGGAUUAAUGUCCCGCGCAUAUACAUUUGAAAGUCGUUACUGUAGUAACGACUGUUAUUGAUUAUUUUACAAAGAGGAUGUUAUCAAUAUGACUUAUUUAAUUUUUCAACAUUUACAACACCAUUAUUGUUACUAAUGUUAGAAUAGCAUUACGAACACGUAAUAAACAGCAUAAAUCACUGAAUUGCUACAACAUAUCAUUCAAUUAGAAGGGCGGAUAGGUAAAUAUAUAUGACUUAUUUAC